Molecule: messenger RNA, 3397 nt
Organism: Dendronephthya gigantea
Lineage: Eukaryota; Metazoa; Cnidaria; Anthozoa; Malacalcyonacea; Nephtheidae
Product: solute carrier family 12 member 6-like
Exons: 26
Coding region: 46-3195 (1049 amino acids)
Biological process (GO): chloride transmembrane transport; potassium ion import across plasma membrane; potassium ion homeostasis
Cellular component (GO): membrane
Molecular function (GO): potassium:chloride symporter activity
Source: RefSeq, a predicted model, not a curated record
GACAUGGCUGACUGAACAAGGAGAAGAGCAAUUUCUUUCUAAAUAAUGAGUGCGCGGUUUGUCGUCUCGAAAACAGACUCUGGAGUACCAGAAGCGAUUCAGGAGUCUGCGGAGGAUACGAAAAAUGUGGAGAUCAUUGUCGAGGGCGAUAAAGAAUUGGAUGGCAACACCAACAUAAGAAACAAUAUAUUUGCUGACGUCGUCAACGAAGAUGAAAGCCAUCUCCCACUAUAUAAUCGUCAAGAGGCUGAGACAGCUGCUGGGACAUUGCCUUUAUAUGAGGCUGACAUGCUUAAACGCCCCAAGAUCUCAAUUCUCUUGUCACAACUGGCCAGUUAUGAAGCCGUGCAGGCCGCACCAAUGCAAGUUGACCAAGAAGGCAAAACAGCUCUGAAACGAAAAGAAGGAGCAAAAAUGGGCACGCUCAUGGGCGUGUACUUCCCAACAAUUCAAAAUAUUUUUGGUGUUAUUCUGUUCAUCCGUCUCUCCUGGAUUGUGGGAAUAGCUGGUGCACCAGAAGCAUUUCUUAUUGUUUUAACUUGUUGCUGUUGUACUUUGCUGACUUCAAUUUCAAUGAGUGCAAUUGCCACCAAUGGUGUUGUCCCAGCUGGUGGUUCAUAUUUCAUGAUAUCUCGAGCAUUGGGUCCUGAGUUUGGUGGUGCUGUUGGUAUACUGUUUUACUUAGGAACAACGUUUGCAUCCUCGAUGUACACGCUUGGUGCAAUAGAAAUACUGCUGACCUACAUCGCUCCGGGCAUGUCGUUGUUUGGUGACGUUCGUUCGAGCGGAGGAGCGACAUCGUCGGUGAUGUUGAACAACAUGAGGGUGUAUGGAACCAUUUUACUGUUUCUGCUGGCUGUUGUCGUGUUUAUCGGUGUUAAAGUUGUCAACAAAUGCGCCUCGCUGUUCCUCGCGUGCGUUUUGCUCUCCAUCUUUGCAACCUACAUCGGGUUCUUCACGGUCCACACCCGUUCGGAUACAAGGAUAUGUAUGCUUGGUGAUCGUCUUCUUGCGAGCAAAGCAUUCAGUCAAUGCUCCAAGAACGACACAGACAUUAAGAAGUUGUUCCAGGAUUCUUCAUUCUGGAAUGCGAGCCGUAUCAAGGAUAUUGAUGGCGCUCCGGGUCUUUCGAGCGGAGUCUUCGAUGACAACGUGGAUAGUCAAUAUUUAGACAAGAGUGAGGUUCACGUUGGACAGAAAGCUGACAACGAUGAAGAAGUUCAAUCCGACAGCAAAACAUCCUUUUUCAUCCUCCUUGCGAUCUUUUUUCCUUCCGUCACAGGUAUCAUGGCAGGCUCUAACAGAUCAGGUGAUCUAAAAGAUGCACAGCGAUCCAUACCAAAAGGAACGAUUGCCGCCAUUUUGACAACAUCGACAGUUUAUCUCACGUCAGUACUUUUCUUUGCCGGCACGAUAAAGGGGGCGCUUUUACGAGACAAGUUUGGUCAAAGCAUCGGCAGUGUACUGCUUGUAGCGGAGAUAGCGUGGCCAAGCAAAUGGGUCAUACUCAUUGGCGCAUUACUUUCUACCAUCGGGGCUGGGAUGCAAAGUUUAACUGGUGCUCCAAGAUUGCUUCAAGCCAUAUCACGGGACAAUCUCAUACCGUUUCUCAACCUGUUUUCCUAUGCGUCCAAGAAUGGCGAGCCAACUCGUGCUCUGUUUCUAACCGUUGCUAUAGCUGAGAUUGGAAUUCUUGUUGCAAACCUUGACGCUGUGGCUCCUAUUAUCACAAUGUUUUUCUUGAUGUGCUAUGGUUUUGUGAACCUCGCUUGUGUUCUGCAGUCUUUACUACAAACACCAAACUGGAGACCUCGUUUUAAAUUCUACCAUUGGUUUGCUUCGCUGAUUGGUCUCUGCUUGUGCCUCACUCUCAUGUUUGUCUCCAGUUGGUAUUAUGCCUUGGUUGCUCUCAUCGUGGCUGCUGGCAUAUACAAGUACAUCGAAUUUCAGGGUGCAAAGAAAGAAUGGGGUGAUGGUAUUCGUGGUCUGGCUUUAAGUGCAGCCCGAUACGGUUUGCUAAGAUUGGAGGAGGGUGCCGUUCAUACCAAAAACUGGAGACCUCAGCUUCUUGUCCUUUGCAAAUUGAACGAUGAUUUGAAACCGAAAACUGACAACAUCUUUGCCUUUGUGGGGCAAUUAAAAGCAGGUCGUGGACUGACUAUCUCUGCAUCCGUUCUCAAAGGCGACAUACUUGAGAGAAGCGAGGAAGUCGAAGUUGCCAAAGCUUGUUUGGAUGAGCUAAUGAAAAACAACAAAGUCCAAGGCUUCUCAAAAGUUAUCGUCUCUAAUGAAAUAAACAGUGGUCUGUCGUUCUUAAUCCAAAACAACGGCUUGGGUGGUCUGACUGCAAAUUCCGUUCUCAUGGCAUGGCCUGAAAACUGGAAAGAAAAAGACACUUGGAAGAAAUUUGUCUAUACGUUACGCGUCAUAUCAAAGCGUCACGAGGCUCUUUUGGUGGCGAAGAAUCUCGUUAGUUACCCAGGCAACGGGGAGCGCCUCGAAGGUACCAUUGAUAUAUGGUGGGUGGUGCAUGAUGGAGGAAUGAUGAUCUUGUUGGUGUUUUUAUUAACACAACAUAAAGUGUGGAGACAGUGUAAACUGAGGAUCUUCACCGUCGCUCAAAUGCAAGACAACAGCGUUCAAAUGGCAAAAGAUCUGAAAACAUUUAUUUAUCAACUCAGGAUUAAAGCUGAUGUGGAGGUUAUCGAGAUGGUGGACACAGAUAUAGAGGCGUACACAUAUGAAAGAACGCUGGUGAUGGAACAAAGAAGUAAAAUGUUGAAAAAAAUGAGACUGACGAGGAAGGAGAGUAGAAAAGAGGUUCAAGCCAUCGUUGAGACACACCAUAAAACAAAACCCAGCAACACACCUCGUCCACCAGACACACCCGUCCCCAGCAUCCAAGUACACACCUCCUCCUCAACCGACACUAGUGAGAAAGAUGGGGAAAAACGCAAAAAAGAACACCCGAGCAAGAUGAAUUUACAACGGAUGGACAAUGCGGUCAAGUUGAACAAGCUUAUCCAAGAAAAGUCAUCUGAAGCUCAAUUACUUCUGCUGAAUUUACCACCUCCAGCAAAAAACGAGUCUGGCGAUUAUCAUUACAUGGAAUUUGUCGAGGUUAUGACAGAAGGAUUAAAACGAGUUCUUUUAGUGAAAGGAAGCGGCCACGAAGUCAUCACAAUCUAUUCAUGAUUUGCAAACUCAUGAACACUAUAGAUCAUAUGAAAUAAACCAACCGUCGUCAUAGUGCCAUAUACAUACGUGAAUCAGAACAAACAAAAGAUGCAUAAUUUAUAGAUUCGUUUUUCAAUUGUUGUAUACAUUGUUCGUUCAACGAAACGUCAUAAAGAAAGGUUUUAUUUUAGUUACAAAAAUAUAGUUUAAAAAUCUGCAC